Molecule: messenger RNA, 687 nt
Organism: Lichtheimia ornata
Lineage: Eukaryota; Fungi; Mucoromycota; Mucoromycetes; Mucorales; Lichtheimiaceae
Product: Fe-S protein assembly co-chaperone HscB
Exons: 4
Coding region: 1-687 (228 amino acids)
Biological process (GO): protein complex oligomerization; [2Fe-2S] cluster assembly
Cellular component (GO): mitochondrion
Molecular function (GO): ATPase activator activity; protein-folding chaperone binding
Source: RefSeq, a predicted model, not a curated record
AUGUUGCGUAAUCUCGGUCGUCAGUGUUUCUCAAGCGUGCGAAUGCGUCCACAGUACCUUGGCUCUCGUGUACGAUUCCAACAUGCAGCAGCAACAGCAACUCAACCCGCAUGUUGGCAAUGUGGUGCUGCUCAACAACAUGCCACCGUCCUUUGUGCCGAUUGCCAAGCUAUCCAGCCUGUUACUCCCAACGUAAACUACUAUGAACUCUUGCUUGAUGGCAAACAAAACGGCUUUGAUGUGGAUCCCAAGGCUUUACGAUUCAAGUUUCUUACCUUGCAACAAAAAGCACAUCCUGACAGCUAUUCACAGGCAUCCAAGCGUGAACAUGAGUAUGCUCAGCUGCAAUCAUCCACCUUGAACAAGGCUUAUCAUACACUCAAAGAUCCAUUGGCUCGGGCCAAGUAUUUGUUGGAACUCCAAGGUGUUGAAGUGGGCGAAUCUGAUUCGCUUGAGGAUCCUGCUCUCUUGAUGGAAGUGAUGGAGAUACGUGAGGAAUUGGAUGAAGCCACCACAGAUGAAGAAGUGGCACAGGUCAAGGAAACCAAUGACGAGAAAUACCAAGAGACUGUACAGCGAUUGUCAGAGGCAUUUUCCGGUAACGAUCUCGAUGCUGCGAAAAAGUUCAUGAUCCAACUCCAAUACUGGGAAUCGAUUCGUCGUGCUAUCCUCGAAUGGUCGCCUUAA